UUUCAUGCCACAAUGGCAGACUUGAGUAGUUUCUGUCUGACUCUACAGAAAAAUGUUUCCAAUCCAUUGUAAAUAGUCACAUGAUGGUCUGGGUCAGACCAAAUGCAAUAGUACUAAAGGAAUGUGAAGCAAGGUGAUUACUAUACGAUGUGGCUACUUAGGAAAGAGAGGAUGUGCUGUGAAAGGAAUUUCAUCUUUAAAUGGCAGGAACACGUAGAGAAGGGCGUUUUAUGUGGGAGAGAACAGCAUAAGUAAAAUCCCUUAGGAAUGAGGAGAUUUUGAGUAUGUGGGACUAUUUCAAAAACCGUUUUAGCAAGAUUGGAAUUAGAUAGCAGUGAAAAUGAAGUUGAAUGGGUGAGACUGUUGUUGGCGGGCUUAAAAGCUAGGAAUCUGAAUUUGCGUUUAAUCUGACAGGGUACUGAAAGCCCACUAUGAAUUCUUCACAGGGAAAUGAUGUGAUGGAAGUAACAUUUUAGGACAGUUAAUCUGACAGCAGUUUGUGGGAUGAACUCAAGCUUGGAGAACCCUAAGACUCAGCGGUUACUGGAGUAAGCCUGGCAUGAGGAACUAAGAUGAAUAUAGAUAUGGAGAGGAAUGGUAGACUCUGAGAUGCUGGAAAGAAUGCAGCUGACAUUGUGACUGACUAGAUUUAGAGAAUGGUUGUGAGAGGAGAAUUUGGAAAAGAUCAACUGAAAUGUGAACAGUUUUUAUGAGAGAAAAUAUGUGUUUUGUUUUUGACAUCUCCAAUUUCUGGUGUUUUAGAGCCUUGGAGAGUAGGGAAGUGUUUGGAGGUAUGGACUAGACGAAGGCUCUGGGGGAGUUUACAUGAAAGGAAGAGAGCACAGGGCAGAGAGGCUUGGGUUGCCUUCCUUCUGGAAGGAAGAGGGAGUGUAAAGAGCAAAGUGGACAAAGGAAUAGGAGGACUUGGGAGAGCAGUGUUCCCCGGUGUGUAUCCUAGGAAAGGCUUCUUGUAUAGACUGUUAACAGAUAUCCCUUGAACAAAGGGUGCCAUGGCCAAGUAAGUCUGGUAAACUCUAGUUUAAGCAAAGUUAAACUUGCUUUAGAACCUCUCAGAUUCUUUAGUAAUAUGGGCCAUUAUUUCUAUCUCCAACUAAGAUCUGUUUCUCCAAGUGUGGAUUCAUGUAUCCAACUUUCUACCCGACAUUUCCACUUGGUUAUCUGUUAGGCAUCUAAAACUUACCUGUCCAAAACGGAAUUCCUUGUCUUCCCCCACAAAACUUAUUUCCCGAUUUCAGUUGAUGGCAACUCUGUCUUUUCCUUUUAGUAAAAAAUGCCAUGUAAGUAAUAUAUCAAUUAUUUUCUUUAAUGUGUAAAAUGCCCAAAGGAAUUGAGAUUAAAAAUAAAGUUGCUCAGAUCAAAAACCUUGGAGUCAUCCUUGAUCCCUUUCUUUUUCCUCUUUCUCAUCCAAUUCAUUAGCAGCCACACUGGCUCUACUUUCAAAUAUAUGCUCUGUCUGGUCCCUUCUCACCUCAAGUGAUUCUGUUCAACUCUUACCACUUUUUUCUAUAGUAGUUUCCCAUUUCACUAAGGAUAAAUUUAUCAGUCCUUCCAGUGGCCUGCAAGGCCUUUUAUGAUCUGGCUUCUAGUUGACUCUCUAAUUUAUCGUUCUUUUCCUCCUUUACUCUGCUCCUGAUUCAUCUCUUUCUCUUUCUGAAACAGAACUUAGGCGCUUUAUUAGCUUAGGGCUUUUGCACUUACUGUUUCCUGUGUCAGUGGCACUUUCCCCCAGAUAUCUGUAUGGCUAACUAACUCUCAAAUGCCACCUUCUCGGAAAGAUACUUUGACCACCAUGUUUAAAAUAGAAAAUGUGUCCUUGCUCUAUUUCUCAUCCCCUUUACUCUAUCUGUGUUACUUUUUUUUCCCCACAGCACUUAUCACCUUCUAACAUAUUGUAUUUAAAGUAAUAUUUGGUUUUUUAUUUACUGUCAGCCUCUUCCUACUAGACUGGGAGCUUCAUGAGUGUAGAUAUUUUUGUCUGUUUUGUUCACUGAUGUAACUCAGGCACCUGGAGCAGCGCCUGACACAGCAUAGACACCUAAUAAGUGUUUGUAAAAGGAGGGACUGAAUCUUUAAGAUGGCAAUGUAUGUCCUCAUAAAGUCCUUUUUCUCCUCCCGUGGAGAUCUCUUUAUCCUGGGUUUCCCAGGGACACACUUUGGGAAAUUCUGCUGUGAUGUCUGUGGAAUUCAACAGAGAAGAAAAUUCCAAGAAUGGUGAAAUUGACACAACUGGGAAGUUGAAGAAAUUUUGACCUCUUAAGCGAAAUCUGCGUACAUACAUGUAAGAGAAGCAAAAAUGUCAGAUGAUAUCAGGAAAAGGUUUGAAUUUCCAAAUUCUCUUAUCCAAUCACAGGCUGUGGGUCACCUUAUUGCUGCUGUCCUAAAGGAAAAUGUUUUUUCAGACAAGAUUCACCAAUCCACAAACCAGACGCCUGCACUGAACUUGCUGUGGGAGAAGUGUUGCAGUGACAACGUCGUGGUUCGGACAGCCUGCUGUGAGGGUCUGGUGGCACUGGUUGCUCAGGAGCAUGCUGAGUUCAGCUAUGUUCUCAAUGGGAUACUCAACCUGAUUCCAUCCACCAGGAAUACACAUGGCUUGAUAAAAGCCAUUAUGAAAUUAUUACAAAUACAAGCUCUUAAGGAAGGACAGGGUGGGGAGAAGAAUAUUCAGGAUAUAUAUAAUAUUAGAAAUCAUCCUCAGCCUCUGAUCACUGUGCUUGAACACAGACCUGAUUGCUGGCCAGUACUUUUGCAGCAGCUGACAACUUUUUUCCAGCAAUGCCCUGAAAGGUCAGAAGUUUCAUGUGUCCAAAUCAUGGCACCAUUUCUAUGGUAUCUAUAUUGUGAACCAUCCCAGUUACAAGAAUAUGCUAGACUCAGACUAGCCCUGCUAAAAGUCUUACUUCAACCCCGGGUUUGUGACAAAGAGCAACCAUCAAUAUUGGAACAACGGAUACUUCAACUGUAUUGUGAGAUGGUUCCGUGUUUACAGAUGAAAGAUUUGAUAGAGACAACAGAAGUGAUGCUGUUUAUCGAGGAAGUGUAUUUAAGCCUUUUGCGUCAUCCCAUUUUCUGGAAAAUUCAGCUUGCCCAGAUGACCCUUCAGCUUCUAUGUGUCUGUGAAGUCAGCUUAAAGAUAACUGGGGAAUGUUCAUCUUUAAUUCACCUUUUAGAGCACAGUGUUGAAUUUCUGAAGGAGGAUUUUCCUGUUGAACUGGUCAUAAUUGGAAUAGCUUUACUACUGCUACAGUCUCCGGCAAGUCAGCAGAAGCCAAUCUUAAGUCUAGCUUUGAAGCUCCUCUCUUUUGCUGAGGGUCAGAAAAUCCCAAAGUCAUCUUUGCUGCUAGUGAUGCCAAUUCUGCAGAUAUUAUCUUCUACUGCCUUGGAAGACUGUAUCUCCAUGGAUGAGGAGGGCCCCUCUAGGCAGCAGUUGGCUCUAAACCUUUUGGAAAUGGUGCAGCAGGAGUGCUACAGAGAUGACCACCAAAAGCUCGCCUACAAGCUUGUGUUGCCCAUAACCAGCAUGUAUGGUUCAAUAUUUACAGCCUGGAGAAUCCUUAAAGUAAUGAGGGAAGAGUCUGCGGCAAGAGACUGGUUGGCUGCAGUAGAAUCAUUGCUCCCCAUUACUACAGUGAUCCCUGGGCAUGUUUUUCUUCUGCUGGCUCACCUCCUUGUGGAAGAUAAAGGACAAAAUCUUCACCAAAUACUGAAGGUCACUACAGAAUUAGCCCAAGCAGAUUCCUCUCAGGUACCAAAUCUGAUUCCAGUUUUGAUGUUCAAAUUGGGAAGACCGCUCGAACCUGUGUUAUAUAAUAAUAUCUUGUAUACUUUACCUACACUGGGUGUUCACAAGGUGUGCAUUGGACAAAUUCUACGAGUAAUCCAGCUUCUUGGAACCACUCCACAACUAAGAGCUGUCACUUUGCGCUUGUUGACAUCUUUGUGGGAAAAGCAGGAUCGUGUCUAUCCUGAACUGCAGCGUUUCAUGGCCAUGUCCGAUGUGCCCUCUCUGUCUGUGGGCAAGGAAGUCCAAUGGGAGAAACUGAUCGCUAAAGCAGCGUCGAUCAGAGAUAUAUGUAAGCAGAGGCCAUAUCAGCAUGGCGCAGAUAUGUUGGCCGCCAUUUCACAGGUGUUGAAUGAAUGCACCAAGCCUGAUCAAGCCACUCCUGCAGCCUUGGUGUUACAGGGUCUUCAUUCCCUCUGCCAAGCUGAGGUUGUUUGCAUUCGCUCCACUUGGAAUGCUCUCUCCCCAAAGCUGAGUUGUGACACAAGACCUCUCAUUUUGAAGACCCUCAGUGAAUUGUUUUCUCUGGUUCCUUCCUUAACAGUCAAUACAGCUGAAUAUGAGAAUUUUAAGGUUCAAGUCCUCAGCUUCCUCUGGACCCACACCCAAAACAAGGACCCAAUUGUAGCAAAUGCUGCAUAUAAAUCUCUGUCACACUUUAGUGCUGGAGAGCAUACCAUUCUCCAUCUGCCUGAACAGGUAAGACCAGAAAUCCCUGUUCCUGAUGAGCUAGAUGAAGAUGAAGAUGAUGAUGGUGACGAAAAGGAGGUGGAUCUUUCAGUUCCUGGCUUCUGCUAUCUCCAACUGUUGUCACUCACUGCUCCUUUGGUUUUACCAGCUUUGGAGGAAUUUUUUACAUCACUUGUGAAGCAAGAAAUGGUGAAUAUGCCCCGUGGGAUAUAUCACUCUGCAUUAAAAGCAGGUGUCCGCUCCGACCAAGGAAAGACUGUAGCAGGAAUCCCCAAUUUUAUUUUGAAAAUGUAUGAAAUGAACAAGCAACCAGGAUUGAAACCUGGCCUUGCAGGUGGUAUGUUAUUUUGUUAUGAUAUUUCAACGUAUCAGAGUAAAGAUGGCAAACCCUUGAAUCGACUGAUGGCCAGUAGAGGGCGAAGUUUCAAGCAGACCUCACUCGCUCUAGUGCAUGAGGUUCACAUCCAGCUCUCAGAGUGGCACCGUGCAAUUUUUCUCCCGCAGGCCUGGCUUGCAUAUAUGAAUCGAGCUUACCAUGCCGUUUUACAGGGAAGAAUAGCAGAGCUGGAGUUGCAGCUAAAACAUGGAAAAGAAGGACCUGAGGAGGUGCAAUACAAGAAAAGCACAGCCUGGCUCUGGGUGCGAGACAUGUUGACUGAGGAGAUCACCAAGUCAGCUGCAAAGGAGAGCCCAGUGGUCAAAGGCAACGCGUUGUUAGCCUUAAGCAGUCUUGCUGUCGUUGUGUCCAGACACGAAGCCAGCCUCUCUUCAGACUCUGAGGAAGUCCUGGAGGUUCAACCUAAUUUCCUUCCAAUGAAAGAGUGGGUUUUCAUGGUCUUUGAUACCCUCCUGGUCAUUGUGGAUAGCCAUUACCAACCCAGAGGACGACUUUUCUCCUGGUUUUAUUAUAAAUCCUAUUCUGGUGAAAACACAGCUAGUGCCAUUGCCCGCUCUGCUGCCGCCACGGCUUUGUCUCUCCUUGUGCCAGUUUUCAUUAUCUCUUGCAAAGAGAAGGUUGAGGAAAUCCUGAACAUGCUGACUGCCAGGUUACCUGGGAAACCAAGUGCUGAUGAGUCUCAAGCCGUGCAAAUCCACAUGGGCCUUGCUUUGGGGAUGUUUCUCUCUCGCUUGUGUGAGGAGAAACUCAGUGACGUAUCUGGCCAGCAGAUGAAUCUUCUUCUGAUGAAGUCCUUGGAUGCCCUGGAAAAUUGCUGCUUUGACUCUAGUCUUGAAUACAACACGGGCUGUAUAUUGGGAGUUGGACUUGUUCUGUCCUUCAUGAGCCACAGCGGCCAAAUGGAGUCACGAGUUCACGUGGCAGCAUCGCUUCGGAAGCUCUCUACGUACCUAGAUGACAGUGGGAGCCAGAGCAGAACGUUUCAGGAGGUCCUUGCCUAUACCCUUAGCUGUGUGUGUGCAUCAGCAUUCAGUGCUGGAAUUAUUGAGGCCGCAGAGGCUGAAGAUGUCAUGAACAAGCUUCGACAGUUAGUGGAGAACAGCCAGCAGACUUCAGGUUUCGCCCUGGCGUUGGGAAACAUAGUUCAUGGUUUGUCUGUGUGCGGACAUGGAAAAGCUGAAGACUUGGGCAACAAACUGCUCCCCGCCUGGAUGAGAAUUGUUCUAGCAGAGGGCACUCCCACAAUGCUUUGUUUGGCAGCUCUUCAUGGCAUGGUGGCCUUGGUUGGCUCUGAAGGGGAUGUAAUGCAGCUGAAGUCGGAAGCCAUCCAGACCUCUCAAUUUCAAGGCAGACUUAAUGAAGUCAUUAGAGCUCUAACUCAGGUCAUCAGUGUGUCUGGGGUGAUUGGUCUUCAGUCAAAUGCUAUCUGGCUUCUAGGACAUCUUCAUCUAUCUACUUUGUCCUCAAAUCAAAGUAGAACCUCUGUUCCUACUGACUACAGCUAUUUGCCUGAAAGCAGUUUUAUUAGAGCAGCCAUUGGUUUCUUCGUUACAGGAGGAAAAAAAGGUCCUGAGUCUGUAUCUCCUUCCCUUCUCAAAGUAGUGAUGAAGCCCAUAGCUGCUGUUGGAGAGAACUACCAGUAUCCUCCUGUGAACUGGGCCGCACUCCUCUCUCCACUGAUGAGGCUCAACUUUGGUGAAGAGAUACAGCAGCUGUGCCUUGAAAUUAUGGUGACCCAGGCACAGUCAUCCCAGAAUGCAGCUGCACUGUUGGGAUUGUGGGUGAUGCCGCCUCUGAUCCACGGUCUGAGUCCAACUAGCAAGAAAUACCUCCUGGUAUCUCUGCCUCUGUGGAUAAAACUCGUCUCUGAUGAACAGAUCGUGGGUUUUGUUGAAAACUUAGUGGUGGCAGUUUUUAAAGCAGCUUCUCCACUUUCUAAUCUCGAGUUAUGCGUGAGUGCCUUACAGGGUCUGGGCCAGGCCAUGAAGCUGCCCAGCCCUUCCUACCACCUCUGGAGUCUGCUCUGUGAAGCUACUGGGAAAAUUUUUGACCUUCUGCCAAAUAAGAUUCGGAGAAAUGAUCUAGAGCUGUAUAUCUGUGUAGCAAAAUGCCUCUCGGAAAUGACAGAUGAUGAAGUCACUCGGGGUGCCCAGAUUACUGAGAGCAGCAUAGAAAAGGCCACCUUUGUCCGACUGUACUUGGUCUCUCAAGGACGAUUGCCCUUGAUGGGCUUGACUGACAUGCUCAGUGUUGCUGUUCAGCACCAUGAACAAGACACACUGGCCUGGAUGAUGCUGCACAGCCUAUACCAGGCACGGAUUGUGAGCCAUGCCAACACAGGCGUGUUGAAGAGAAUGGAGUGGCUCUUGGAACUGAUGGGUUACAUCAGAAAUGUUGCUUACCAGUCAACCUCUGUUCAGAACACGGCUCUUGAUGAGGCUUUGGACUUCUUGUUGCUGAUAUUUGCAACCACAGUGGUUGCGUGGGCGGACCACGCUGCCCCUCUCCUCCUUGGCCUCAGUGCCAGUUGGUUGCCAUGGCAUCGGGAAAAUGGCCCGGCUGGGCCAGCAGCAAGCUUCCUUGGCAGCAGUCCAAUGCACAGGGUCACUCUGCAGGAGGCUCUCACUCUCCUUCCCAGUAGCAUGCCUCUUCUCCUGCAGAAAGAGCCGUGGAAGGAACAGACCCAGAAGUUCAUUGACUGGAUAUUCACCAUCAUGGAAAGCCCGAAAAAUGUCCUCUCAGCAAAAUCCAGGGAUCUUUUAAAAGCCACUCUGCUGUCCUUGCGAGUUCUCCCAGAGUUUAAGAAGAAAGCUGUAUGGACCAGAGCAUAUGGUUGGUGAACAGUUCUGCAGCCGCCAGCAGCAUUCUCAGCUGGAUGAGGAAAACCAUAGAAAUGGAAGAAGUUUUUGAGAAUUCGUGUCUGGUAUCACUGAGACAUGAUGCAGAGAGUUAGGGUCCUGAAAGGGUGGCCGUGUAACUGGCAGCUUGACACGUGCACAUCAGGAGAAGAGGACAUCACUUCAGUACCCAGGCCAGUUGAGACUGAAACAAGAACUUGAAUUUUCUUUUAUUUGGCUAGAGUUCAAUCUGAAGAUUUCUUUGUGAAAAUUUGACUAUAUCAUCUCCUCUCCACUAAAUUCUAGUAAAAUUAUCUGUGAAUUUUGUGCAUAUGACUUUUAUUUGUUUUUAAGGCACAGGGAAGGUUUUGCUUGUGGUAACAGAGGCAUCAUGAUCUAUUUCCCAUGAAGUUUCUGGAGGAUAUUCAUUGAUUCAGUGGAUCAAUGACUCAGUGAAUUAGAUAUGUUUUCUUAUUCUUUUCAAUAAAACACUCUUUUGGAACUGCUAUACACAUUUAAAAAUAAGCAUAGUGUUGAACAUUAGCUAAAUCAGAUUCAUUAGCGGUGGCUACAAUAUUGUUAUGCUUGGGUCUUUGAAUGCAAGUGAAAGUUACCCAAUUCAAAAUAGCUUCAGCCAAAAAAGGGAAGAUAAGCUCACAAACCAAAAAGUUUAAGAGAAGAUCUGAUCAGGCACAGCUGUAUCCAGUGGGUCAAACAAGAGCCAUCAGGGCAUGGCAUCAUUCCACAUGGUUGGCAAGAUGGCUGCCGGCAACCUCAAAGGGCAGGAGAAGUGUCUUUGCUCACAGGUAUGGCAGAAGCAACAUGGGGAGGACUCUGGUUUAGCCUGGGUCAUAUGUGAGUCCCUGAACAACCAUGUGGGCCCUGGGAGAUGGGGUACUCUAGCUGACCAGGUCUGGGUCAUAUGUCCACUGAACUGGGUACCCCCCAGAAGAGAGAUGAUGAGUUGCUGGACAAAUAUCUCCUCAAAAGAUCAAACUUUUUUAUAAGUGCAAAUCUCUAUCUUAAUCAGGCUGACUAGUGGCUUAAUGACAUGUAAAUGACAGUAUGUGACAGUAUCCUCAAGGACUGCAUUUUACUCAAGGGCUUGAGAAUCAGCCAGCAUUUUAAUAUUGAUCUGUUUGCUAAUUGUCUUUCCUUCAUGCAGCCAUUAACAAGGGCUGUCUUUAAGUACUCAUAUAAAUGUAUUGAUGUAUACAUAUAUGGGAUCACUGGGGAGAUAAUUUGUGCCACUAGCUUAAUGUGCUUUUGUGUCUAUCAUGCUGUAGCAGUGCCUGGUACUUUAGCAGCACCAGGGAACUUUUAGUAUUCCUGCGUGGCAUGUACCUUCGUGUUGUCACCAAGUGUGCCUACCACUUAGGUUAAGAAGAGCUCCACUAGUUUUAUUUCCCAAAUAUAUGGAUUUAUGAUUUCAGGUUUCAAAUAUUUGUGGUUCACCGUGUAAAUCACACCCUUUUCCCAGGUCACAGUUCUUUUGCUGAACUCCAUAGUGCACCAAGAUGCUUACAGAAAAGAGGGAAGGGAAGGCUGGCUCUCGGGUAGUGUUUACCUGCAUUGCCAUAGUUUCAUAUAUAUUACUUCCUUAGCGUUUGGGCAGGAGGGAAAUGAAUGUGAAGGAAGCAGAAAGGUAGAAAAUUUACAUUAGAAGCCAGCUUUCCUCUCCUUCCCACUCACAUACACUUUCCUAUACUUCCUACCAAUUAGAGGUUGACAUUCACCUAACGUUUAUUGUUGGGUGCCAGGCUGUGCAUGCAGUAGAGCUUUCAUGUGUAUUAUUUUAUUGAACUCUUACACCAGUAUUGUGAAGAGGCAUUAUUUUCUAUUUUAAAAUGGAUAAAACACAUCUAAUAAGUGGCAGAGCUACACCUAGAACCUAGAUCCUAGAACCCCAGAUCCAAUGCUCAUUCUAUUGCAUCAGGCAUCACCUACUUAAGAGGAAAACUCACCAAGGAUUAAACCUCACUCAUGCUUAAUAUUCAUUGCUGUAAUCAGAUAAAAGAAACACCCCUGCCCCAUAUUAAUAAGCCUCUGGAAUUGGGAAGAUUAGGAGUUUAGUGUAAAGGAACAGGUCUUCCUAGGUUGAAGGACAUAGAUUCCUGGGCCAACUUGCAGGCAUGGAUGGCAAUAAAGAACAGUGAAGAGGAAGUGGGCACUGAAGGACUGCUCUGCGUUUUUCUCCCUGAAUCAGCGAGCAGAGCUUGCUAAGGCUCAAGGAAAAGGAGGAAGAAUCAGCCCAGUCUGCUAAACCCAGACUGCCUUUUUCAGUUCAGGCCAGUUUCUUCCCAUUCAAACUUUGUCCCUGCUCCUGCCCUUGAGAAGGAAACAGAAGAGUACAAAAGGAGGGAGUAAGAUAGAUCUCUAUCCUCUCUUCCCUACCUCCCUCUUUGCUUUCGGGAGUGUAAGAUUCAUUAGCUUUUCCUAUUCAUGGGAACCUCUAAAGAGUCUAAAAUGGAAGAUGCUAAAUUUGAAAAAUCGAAAGGGUCUAAAAUCUAUAUAUUCUAAGAUGUGGGUCACUGGAAUAAGAAGACCCUUUCUCUUGGUUACCGGUAUGACCUCAGAUAAGAAUUAAGUUAUUCCCUCAGGAUAUUUCAUUUCCCCAGAAACCAGAAAUCUCUGCUUUUUUAGACCAGAUGUCUGAAACUAUAUAUAAAAAGAGAUGUUUCCUUACAAGUCAUCUUCUGUUAGUUUUUGAAAUCACAAGUUGCCAAGACAAAUAGCAUGCUGGAGUAUACUAACAAAUUGACAUGUGGGGUUAGAGCCAUGUUGUGUGUCUCAGAAGUAUCCAAACACUCUGAGUCUUGAUUUGAAAAGUGUACUUUUCAAACAGAUGCUGGGAUCCAGGCAAGUGCCUCAAAUCUCCUUUGUGUAUUGUUUGUAAUGUAAUGGCUCCAUGGUAACUAAUAGGCUGUUAGUAACCUUUUUUUGAAGUUAAUUGCCACAAGUUAACUUCUCUAAAUUAAUUUUAACCAAAGAUAAUGGUAUUAUAAUUAUAUAAGGAGUAAGAUUUUAUUAGGCACUCAACUACUGUCUUGAAAUAACUUAGUCACUUUGAAAGUAAGCAGUAGUUUUAGAUUUUUGGUAAACAUUUUUGUAAAUUGCUGUUUUAGAAGAGAAAUCAGAUCGUUUGGUUAAGAGGAUGGGCCUUUGUUACAGCCAGAGUUGUAGGCUAGGUCUCUGGUCAGUUUGUAUCUCUGACUCCAAUCAGCCUAUUCAUAGCUGCAGGCAUUUCAAAUGGAACCAGGGGACAGAAUGUGGCUGGAACAGUUCACAUCCUUCGUCACACCUCACAGCAUUAUCUUCACAUAUCAACGUGUGUCAUCAUUGCUCUGGUCCUGGAUGAGGUAAUAUGCUUUUAUAUUUUCUGGAAGGAAAUACUUCAUUCUGAUCCUGGAAACUCUAAAGUCUCAUCUUUUUUAAUGUAUGAUACAUAAAGUAUUUAUGAAGUUGUGAGUAUGCCUGUAAUCUGUUAAUCUUCAUAAACGGUACAAAAUUCUUUGAAAUUGCAAUCUAGAAAGAUCAUCUGAUUCCUGCCAGACAUGGGAACUUGUGAAAUAAUUUCCAGCUAUUGGAUAAAAAAGUGGAAUAAAAAUGACAGUGAUGACUUUGA
Messenger RNA from Equus caballus (horse), 11351 nucleotides. It is a transcript of the gene FOCAD, whose product is annotated as focadhesin. The record is from RefSeq and is a predicted model, not a curated record. Gene Ontology annotation, biological process: regulation of post-transcriptional gene silencing. Lineage: Eukaryota; Metazoa; Chordata; Mammalia; Perissodactyla; Equidae.